CCAUCCCCAUCGCAUCCUUGGCGGCAAGAAUGGGUCAAUCCAUCCAAGAUUGAGUCGACAUCCCCCCAUGACCGCAUCUGCUCUUCCUUUUAUUUUAUGCGGCCCAUGAGACUGCUUCCGACCGUGUGCUGUUCUCCCUGGCCGCACGCGACAUCGACAUCGACAUCGACAUCGACAUCUCGAUUUCCACUCAUCACCCACAGCGUCAAUACGUUCAGGUUACGACAUUGCGACCACCAGAUCCCGACCGAACCCGACCGAACCGGAACAUAACCAUGCCCGAUAUCGAUCCCGCGGCUCUAAGCCGCCCCGCCAACCUUUCUACCCCCGUCCUCUCGACCAAGUCCAUCUCCAUCUCGGCUCCUGGCACUGUCAAGGUGUCCAAGUCGAGUCAGAUCAUCCCUUCUCGCAUCGAUCUCGAGCCCCUAUAUACCGCACUAAAGCAGGCCAUCGGGAGCGAACAAUGGGUCCCAUACAAGGAGGCCCUCACUCAGUUUCUCAUCGGCCGGUUAAACCAAGCCGAGUAUUCGGACAUCGUUGAUCCCAUCCUCAGCUCGCCCAACGGCGAGAAAGAACACCUCCAUAACCAGCUCGUGGCAGCCAUCUACGGAAAUGUCACAAGGGAGAUGCCCGAUCCGGGUCUUGCGCCCUGGGUCAGCGCCAACGACAAACCUUCGGCCAACUCGGGCAGCAAACCAGUGUCGGGUGACGCGGCGGAACGAAGAUUGAAAGGCGAAGUGAUGCAACUACCCGCGCGGGACAGAAGGCGCAUCAAGGACCUGGUUCAAAACGAUUAUGACCCCUACGAGAACAUCGCGAGCGUCUUUACAGAAACGUACCGACGACCUUCGAGAACGACCGAGGUGCCCGCCAGUGCGACGGGCAUUAGCAGUGCGGGCGGUAUCAGCAAGAUGAAUUUCGACAUCGAGAUUCGGAAGCGGUUCGCGCAACCCCUGGCGGUAGAGUCGGGCGAGUUCCCCGACGUGCCCGUCAUCGAAGGGAGGAUGCUCCCGCUCUGCUACGAGGCCGGCCUGGCCAGCGGGCACAGCGCCGAGGCGGCGCAGUACGUAUCGUCGGCGACCGAGGCGUUCAUCAAGGGCGUCCUGUCGUCCAUCUUCACCAAGACGCGGAGCAACGGCCCCGGCGAGUCGGGCAGCGCCGGGCUGGGCAUCGGGACGUCGUGGAUCCAGACGCACCGCUACCGGCGCCAGCUCGCGCGGGAAGAGGGGGCGGCGCAGCGCGGCGAGCUGACGCGCGACAAGAGCGGGCUGCUGCCGGUGGAGUCCCGGGCCGCCGGCGAACGGGGACCGCUGGGCAUGUCGGACGUGCGCGUCGCCCUGGAGAUGGCCGACAACGGGCUGGCGCAGUUCCCCAUCAUCACCACCGGCAUCACGUACGGCUGGCGCGAGGGCGAGCUGGAGAAUUGGCACGACUACACGUGGGUCCCCGGAUGGGAAGGGCGGGGCGCGACGGGGCCAGAGGGCAAGGGGGAAGCGAGCCUCGAUGUCCGGCCGUCGACGUCGACGAAGGAGCUGACCAACGGGCACGGGCACGGACACGGACACAAGGACGGUGUCGAGGACGUCGCCAUGGUCGAAAGUGCCACCGCCAUGGACGUGGAUUCGAAUGCGGAAGACCUGUUCUGGGACGGUGCCGAGGACCAGGAACAGGCGUUUCUGGACUCGGUGCUGGAUUCCUGUCUGGUUGUCGGGUCGUAGGAAGAGCCGUCACCACCAGCGGGGGGGGAUUCCUGGGCUGCGCGACAGGAGACGCUCCACUCCCGGCGUCACCUCAAGAGGAUACGGUCCAUCCAUCGGGACAGGCGGAAGAUUUGGGGCUGGUCUUCGCGGCGCAAGCAGAAGCG
Molecule: messenger RNA, 1864 nt
Organism: Sodiomyces alkalinus F11
Lineage: Eukaryota; Fungi; Ascomycota; Sordariomycetes; Glomerellales; Plectosphaerellaceae
Exons: 4
Coding region: 276-1718 (480 amino acids)
Biological process (GO): regulation of transcription by RNA polymerase II
Cellular component (GO): SAGA complex
Molecular function (GO): transcription coactivator activity
Source: RefSeq, a predicted model, not a curated record